This is a messenger RNA of Anolis sagrei ordinatus, 3942 nucleotides long. RefSeq names its product ectonucleoside triphosphate diphosphohydrolase 5 (inactive) (gene ENTPD5). NCBI's taxonomy places the organism in Eukaryota, Metazoa, Chordata, Lepidosauria, Squamata, Anolidae. Gene Ontology annotation, molecular function: hydrolase activity. The record is from RefSeq and is a predicted model, not a curated record.
AUGAUAAACCUAGGUUCAUGAAAGAAUGAAUUGGCUUAAAUUUUAACAGGCAGUUUUCUUUCUCACAUGGUAGUACUUUUGCAUUUGUACAUGAAACCAAGGAAGUGGAUCUUCUGCAGCUUUGGAAAUCCUGACUGAAACAACAGGUUGCAAGCACCAUGGCACUUUCAUGGAUCACAGCCAUUGCCUUAUUUGCACUUUCCUCCAUUUACUGCAUAGUUUCUCAUCCCAACCGAGAAAUAUGGUUUCAAGACCUCUUCCCACUUAAGGUGUGCCCUGCCAAUGCCAGCGAAAAAACGUUCUAUGGCAUCAUGUUUGAUGCAGGAAGUACAGGAACACGAAUUCACAUUUAUACUUUUAAACAGAAAAGCUCAGAAAAGUCUGCAGAGUUAGAAGGGGAAAUCUUUGAAUCAGUAAAGCCAGGUCUCUCUGCAUAUGCUGAUCAGCCUGACAAGGGAGCUGAAAGUGUCAGACAGUUGUUAGACAUGGCCAAAGAAGCUGUUCCACACAGUCACUGGAAGAAGACACCAGUAGUCUUGAAAGCCACAGCUGGCCUGAGGCUGUUAGCUGAGCACAAAGCCCAGGCUCUUCUCUCAAAGAUCAGGGAAGUCUUUGAGGAAUCCCCUUUUUUAGUUCCCGAUGAUAGCGUUAGUAUCAUGGAUGGCACUUAUGAAGGUAUUUUAGCCUGGAUCACUGUGAACUUUUUAACAGGGCAGCUGUAUGGCCGGAACCAGCAGACAGUGGGGAUCCUGGACCUAGGAGGAGCCUCUACACAGAUCACGUUUCUGCCACAGCUCGAGGAAACCCUGGAACAAACCCCGAUGGAUUUCUUUACCUCAUUUCAAAUGUUCAACAGCACUUUUAAGCUCUACACACACAGCUAUUUGGGAUUUGGACUGAAAGCUGCACGACUAGCAACCUUGGGAGCCUUGGAUAUGGAAGCAGAUGGACAGAGGUUCCGGAGUUCUUGUUUGCCGAAAGAACUGGAAGCAGAGUGGCACUUUGGGGGAGUAAAAUAUCAGUAUGGUGGUAACAAAGAAGCAGGGGAAACAGGAUUUGAACCAUGUUAUUCUGAAGUGUUGAAGGUUGUACGAGGCAAGUUGCACCAACCAGAAGAAAUUCAGAGGAGCUCCUUCUACGCCUUUUCUUAUUAUUAUGACCGGGCAGUGGACACUGACUUGAUAGAGUAUGAAAAAGGCGGAGUUUUACAAGUGAGAGAUUUUGAACAAAAAGCCAAAGAAGUGUGUGACAAUCUGGACAGCUACAGCUCUGCUAGCCCUUUUCUGUGUAUGGAUCUCAGUUACAUUACAGCAUUAUUAAAAGAAGGUUUUGGAUUUGGAGAUACUACAGUACUACAGCUGGCAAAGAAAGUGAAAAACAUAGAAACAAGUUGGGCCUUGGGUGCUACCUUUCACCUCCUUCAGUCCCUAGGACUCUCCCGUUGAGAAGACAUCACCUGUCAGAUGUUCCGUUUUCCUCAAACAAGAAUGGGCGGUUCUAACCUUCUAGCCAAAUACAGACCAAAGUAGAGGAAUCAGAUAACUUUAAAAGUGAUUUUGUUCAGUCCUGAGCUGCACUGAGACAUUGAUUUUUAAAGUUAUGUGUGAUGCUGCAGGGCCUUGAAACUGAUAUUGAAGAAAAGGUUUAAGUACCUCUUUGGACAUGCCAUGGACAGAUAUUUGCUACUCGGAGAAGUGAUUUUUGGACAACAGCUCCCAGAUCUCCUAGCCAACAUGACUAUUGGUUGGGCCCAUGAGACAUUAGUCCCCAAAAGUAAUGUUUCUUACAAAUAUAAGAUUCUCAACCUAAAGCAUUUGAAGGAAUAGUUCCAAAAGGUUAAUGUUUCCAAGCUGUGCAAUACAUCCCAAAACUGGUCUUGCUUUACAUUAAGCUUUUGAUGGUGCAAAAACUUAGCAGAAUUACUUGUUUUUUAAAAAAAACAUAACAGAAGUGUGUUAUUUAUUUUACUGUCUUUGAAACUCUAGAAAGCAAGCUUGUUGGGUUAGCUGGUUCUUAACAUGGAGGAAAGUGCUACAAGAUUUUUGAACUUUAGGCAGAUUCAAGGAUUAAACUAUAGGAAAGAUAAGUAAAUGGAAAUGACUUGUCCAUUUAUACAGCUUUCUGGUUCAAGUCACAGUGGAGAGAAAACUUAAUAAUUCACCAAGAAAUUGUUCUGUUUAUUUCCCUUUCACUUCCAUAAAGUAAACCCUACCCUAGGCAAAGAAUCUCUUGGAGCCACAAACUACUUAUUAUUUUGUCUAGAGUUACAUAAUUUUUAAAGUAAAAAAAUUAGACACUCUUGUUAUAAGCAUCCAGCUGAAUAUGAAGCUACUCUGUUUCCUCCAUUACUGCCUCUCCAAAAGUCUAGAUUUAACUUGGAGGGUGGCACAGUUCACUGGAUUCUCUUGAGUUAUAGGUGCUCAGGCUAUCAAAAUCCUUAAUUUUAAUAGGACAUCUCCUGAAGCUGCACAAAAUGUAAAAUGUUCAGUGUCAUUAUGUAGUAACUAUGGGUUCCAUUUUGACAUUGUUCAAAAACAACAAUGUGACAUUUGUAGCUGCUAAAGAGCUUUUGCACAAAGAUGCUAAGAUAUGGUGAUAACCAGUACUAGUCCAUAUUUUUGUCUAAGUGCUCUUACUGAAUGCCAAAUGCUAUAUUGCUAGUGUCUACAUAAUACAACACAGCCCCGUGCUUGUUUAACCUGACAUAGAUUUCAAAGUUCAGUGGGGCUUACUUCUAUGUAAGCACACAUAGGUUUGUUACCAUUGUUUGGUGCCUUAAAUAAGACAUUACUCUGUUUCACUGUGUGUUUUAGAUGUAGGUAUUACAAUGAUUCAGAACCCAUUUUUGUGUACCAGAAUGUGCAAGACAGAGCCGUUUCUCCUACUCUAAUUUUUUAAUCCACUACAAUAGAUAAAAGAGGAUGGCAAAUUAGAAGUACGUUCUUUGCUCUCAGAGCAACAUUAUUUUGUUGAAACACAGCAUAACCUCAUCCUCUCCAACCUCAUUUGUAAACUCAGGCACACACUUCAGGUUUUGAGCACAGUACCAAAGUUCAUCUAAGUCUGGCAAAUUCAGGUUUUCUCUCUUUAUGUAGCAUGUACUUCAGUAUGAGUCACCUCUGUUGCUAAUUAAGAGAGCACUUAUUCAAACUAAUCUGAACACUAGUGCAAAAUCAAACAUUGUUUUCGUCCCCUCUGAUGAACCCAAUUAUUUGUGAAAAUAUCUUGCUUUCUUAAGCGACCAGGUCUUUAUCAAUGCAAGGAGAUUAUAACCAUAUUUAAUGAUCUGCACAUAAUGGCCUUUUUUUAAAAAAGUGUCUAUAUGAUUGGUGGAGGAGGAAUUAAUGAAGCAAAACAUUUUGAAGCAUUACAUUAUUUUUUCCCCUUCAAAAUCAGAAAUGAAGGCAAAUAUUAGGCAUUUUAUUAACCUAAAGCAGUGGUUCCCAACCUGUGGGUCCCCAGAUGUUCUGGCCUACAACUCCAAGAAAUCCCAACCAGUUUACCAGAUCUUAGGAUUUCUGUGAGUUGGAGGCCAAAACUUCUGGGGACCCACAGGUUGAGAACCACUGCCCUAAAGUAGGCACUUAUUGCUCACACAGUGACUUGAAAGGACAUUUAUUUUGUUUUAGCUUAGAUCUGUUAAACAAAAUUAAGCUAGACUAUAAGCAAACUGAGCCCCCUCCCUUACAUAAAUGUCCACAUAUGUAACACUGUGGAGCAAAUUUGGUACUGAUAAGAAGUUCAGAAUAUCAUUCCAUUCACAUUGUUCUGAAAUGAGUUAAUUUUAAUAGGAUAACAUAAAUAUCCUAUAAAUAAGCUGUGUUCGUGUUUUUUGGUGCUGUAAUGCAGUUAGAUGGGUAUCGCCAGGCUCAGAAUAUGGUACAUGACUAAGACAGGACAAUUUUGAAUGUCUAUUUUAGUUAUUAAAAUAUUUUAACAGUU